This is a messenger RNA of Linum trigynum, 3141 nucleotides long. The record is from the annotation of a GenBank genome assembly. NCBI's taxonomy places the organism in Eukaryota, Viridiplantae, Streptophyta, Magnoliopsida, Malpighiales, Linaceae.
GGCUUCUCGUCUUCCCCGUAAACAAAGGAAUAAAGAAUAUGGGGCCAUGGUAAGAAAACCGUUGUGAACUGCAACUCUCUCUGCUUAGCUAGCCAUCCAGUCUCUUCGAUUCUCCCAUCUCACCGUUCCCAUUUCUCUUCAAUUAAUGACCAAGCUAGAGAAAGGAGAAGAAAAAGUUGAAAGGGAGGAAAUCAGUGGUGGCAGAAGAAGGAAGCAGUAGCCUUCUGCUCUAUUUCCCAGUACGAAGUCGAUCUUCUCAACUUCCCAGGAUCACAAAUUCAACUUCUUCUCGAACUAAGAGAAGAUUUCACCAUGUGAAGUUACUUCAGUUCACUUGGGGUCUGCUUUAUCUGAUGAUGUCGCCCCAAAGCUGACAACUUUUCUCCUCCAGCGAUUUAUAAAUUGAAUUUAUCGCGGCCCCCGAAAAUGGCGAAGAGGAUGAUGCGCAGGGUAGUAGGGAUGAACAUUGAACAAGUUGCGGAGGUCUUCAAUGCUCUUUAUGAAGAGAAGAAGCCCUUGUUCCCGUUUUUUAUCCCUUUGCUGUUGUUUCUUUGGUGCAUUGAGAGAUGGGUUUUCGCUCUGUCCAAUUGGGUUCCUCUUGGUGUUGCGGUUUGGGCUCUUCUGCAGUAUUCGAAUCAUCAGAAAAGAAUGCUUGUGAAAGAUCUGAACAGAAAGUGGAAGCGAGUUAUAUUAAGCACAUCGGCAACAACUGCUGUAGAACACUGUGAGUGGCUGAACAAGAUGUUGCUGGAAAUUUGGCUGAAUUAUUUCAACCCAAGGCUUUCGACAAGGUUCUCGCACAUAGUGGAGAGACUCUUAAAGGAUCGCAAACCCAAGCUCAUAGAAUGGGUUGAACUGCAGGAGUUUUCGCUAGGCUCAUCCCCACCUAGAUUGGGCCUUAAUGGUACUCGCUGGGCAACUUCAGGUGAUCAGCUAGUCAUGCACAUGGGUUUUGAUUGGGACACUCGUGACAUGAGCAUCAUGCUGUUGGCUAAACUCGCAAAGCCUUUGGGAACUGCUCGUAUUGUUAUUAACAGCCUGCAGAUCAAGGGCGAUCUUCUCUUGAUGCCAAUUUUGGAAGGCAGAGCAUUUCUUUACUCUUUUGUGUCAACUCCCGAUGUAAGAAUAGGAGUUGCUUUCGGAAGUGGGGGAAGCCAAAAUCUACCUGCCACUGAGCUUCCCGGGGUUUCCUCUUGGCUGGUCAAACUUUGCUCUGACACCUUAGAUAAAACAAUGGUUGAGCCUCGACGUCGAUGUUUCUCUUUACCGGCUGUGGACUUGAGAAAGAAGGUUGUUGGUGGGAUUGUACAUGUAACGGUUGUUUCAGCUAGUAAAAUUUCUAGGGCUAGUUUCAAGGGAAGUCCAACAAGAAAGCUGGAACAGAGUUCAGAAGAGGGUGUUAAUGAUAAAGAUUACCAGACAUUUGUGGAAGUCGAGCUUGGUCAAUUAACACGGAAGACAAAUGUAAGGCCAGGCUCAAGUCCUAAAUGGAAUUCGACUUUCAACAUGGUGCUACAUGAAGAAACUGGAAUGUUGCGGUUCAAUCUUUGCAACUGUAACCCUGGCAGUGUGAAGUAUGACUAUCUAGCAAGUUGUGAGAUCAAGAUGAAGUAUGUUGCAGAUGAUUCAACAGUUUUUUGGGCAAUAGGGCCUGACUCUAGUAUAAUUGCGAAGCAUGCUGAGUUCAGCGGAAGAGAAGUCGAAAUGAUUGUUCCAUUCGAAGGGCCAAACUUUGGGGAGUUGGCUGUGACGCUUGUGGUAAAGGAAUGGCAAUUCUCGGACGGUACACACAGUCUGAACAAGUACAAAAGCAGCUCUCAACAAUCUGUGGAUGGAUCAUCGAUUCUUCCUUCAAGAACUGGACGAAAGAUCAAUGUAACGGUUGUGGAAGGACAAGAUUUAACUGUCAAAGAAAGAUCUGGCAAGUGUAACCCAUAUGUCAAGUUGCAGUAUGGAAAGGCAGUCCAGAAGACCAAGACUUCAGACUCUCCCAACCCUACCUGGAACCAAAAGUUUGAAUUUGAAGAGAUUGGAGGAGAUGAAUACCUUAAGAUCAAAAGCUAUACCGCAGAAGUGUUUGGAGAUGAAAGCAUCGGUAGUGCAAGGGUAAAUUUGGAAGCUUUAGUUGAGGGUUCAAUAAGGGAUGCAUGGAUUCCUCUGGAGAAAGUAAACUCAGGAGAACUGCGGCUUCAGAUAGAAGCAGUGAAAGUUGAUGAGGAUGAUGGGUCAAAGAGCAUGACAUCAAGUUCACCUGUUGGCUGGAUUGAACUUGAAAUCAUUGAAGGGAGGGACCUUAUUGCUGCCGAUCUUAGAGGGACAAGUGAUCCAUACGUUAGGGUGCAAUAUGGAAACUUGAAGAGGCGGACAAAGGUAGUCUUCAAAACUCUCACUCCGCAAUGGAACCAGACGUUAGAGUUUCCUGAUGAUGGCAGUCCCUUGGAGUUGCAUGUCAAAGACCACAAUGCCUUGCUACCUGGAUCCAGUAUAGGUGACUGUGUUGUAGAGUAUCAAAGGUUGCCUCCAAACCAAACUUUCAACAAGUGGAUACCUCUGCAAGGCGUGAAAAGAGGCGAGAUACACAUUCGAGUCACCAGGCGAGUCCCUGAACAACCAAAGAGAACUAGUUCGGAUUCCGAAGGCUAUUUGAGCAACUCUCAUCAAAUUACAGGCCAGUUGAAGCAGAUGAUGGGCAAGCUCAAAUCUUCUGUCGAAGGUGGGAAUCUUGAUGCAGUUUCAUUAGCUUUGAGUGAGAUGGAAAGUGUAGCAGAGGCUCAAGAAGAGUACAUGGUGCAGCUCGAGACCGAGCAAAUACUUCUGCUUAACAAGAUAAAAGAGCUUGGUGAAGAAAUCAUCAACUCUCCACCAGUCUUGGAAAGAAGAUCCUCUUCUGCAAUAUAACAUCCUCUACUUUUCCUCCAUUAUACAGACUGUCAUUAGAUAUUGAAAGAGCAAAUUUGUAUCAAACCAGUAGCAGUACAGUGAUUGAAUAUAUUAACUCCAAAAAGGCAAAAACUCUUGCUUUUGGCGGGAAUGAUAUCAUAUCAUAUGUCACCAUUAAUUUCUGUUUCUUUUCUUGUUUGACGUGUCUAUCAAGUAACCUUGGGUUGAAGACCUGAAGUCGAAUUAAAACUUAAUUGAAAG